ACCUGCAGUUGAGACUAAGCAAUACGCUUCAAGGACUCUUCAUGAUGAGCUAUGCUGACAAGCCAGAGGAUAUAACUCGAGAAGAGUGGAUGGACAAGCUCAACAACGUCCACAUACAGCGAGCUGACAUGAACAGACUCAUCAUGAAUUACCUGGUGACAGAGGGUUUUAAAGAGGCAGCAGAGAAGUUCCGGAUGGAGUCUGGGAUUGAGCCCAGUGUGGAUCUGGACUCUCUGGAUGAGAGGAUAAAGAUACGAGAGAUGCUUCUAAAGGGGCAGGUACAGGAGGCCAUUGCUCUGAUAAACAGCCUGCAUCCAGAACUACUGGACACAAACCGCUACCUUUACUUUCAUCUGCAGCAGCAGCAUCUUAUCGAACUGAUCCGUCUUCGGGAGACGGAAGCGGCGCUGGAGUUUGCUCAGACCCAGCUGGCGGAGCAGGGUGAGGAAAGCAGAGAGUGUUUGACCGAAAUGGAGCGCACGCUUGCUCUGCUUGCCUUUGACAACCCAGAGGAGUCGCCAUUUGGAGACCUGCUCAACAUGAUGCAGAGACAGAAGGUAUGGAGUGAGGUCAACCAGGCAGUACUGGACUAUGAAAACAGAGAGUCGACCCCCAAACUUGCCAAGCUGCUUAAACUGCUCCUUUGGGCUCAGAAUGAACUGGACCAGAAGAAAGUCAAGUACCCCAAAAUGACAGAUCUCAGCAAAGGCACCAUUGAGGACCCAAAGUAAAGAAACAAGAAAAAACAGUUGUGAAACAAUGCUGUGGGGAAGAAAAAGGACUCUUUGGCUUUCCCCUCACUAUUUAUAUUCAGUCAGUGACUGAUCCAUGAUUAUGUUUUCUGUUUAUUUGUUUGUUGGUUUGUUGGAUUUCAGAGACUUUAUUGAAUUUAAAAGGCUAUGUUCACUGGAGUCAUUUUAAGUUGAAGAAAAAAUGACUUGUUGAAUUUGAAUGGCCAAUAAUGUACUUUUUUUUUUAAUUCUGAAAAGUACUACAUUGUUUUCUACCUUCUGCAUUUGACUUAAUAAUUUGAAUUCUUUGUGUACGUUCUGGUCUCUAUUCACCAGGGUGUGUGAACAAUACAAUGAGUUCAAUUUUCUUAAUAAGCUCUCAAAGAAUCUUAUAAAACUCCCUUUUUGUCCAUGGACUGGUUGACUCCAGGGGUUAAAGAAACUGCAGCUAACAAUGACUGGAUUGAUUUUAUGGAAGUGGAGUCCAUUUAGUUCAAUAUGCUUGGCUUUUACAAGUAAUCCACAAACUCUAAACUUUAUUUGCAGUGCAAAGGAUUGCACAGCCAGUCAUUUUAGAAGAGUGUUAGGAUGAGAACACCUUUCCUGUGAAAAUGUAUAAAGAUGUGAUUGCAUUGCAUUAUAAGUUUUAUUUUUUUUCUUCUUGCAUUUCUUAACAAUAAUACUACAAGCAACAAUAAUGUGAACUGUUGAAUAUCCAUAGUUUUUGUGGUGUUCAGUUUUGAAAUCUUCCGUUUUACAGGUAUGAUAUUAAAGAAUUUUUGGAA
Chanos chanos (milkfish) is the source of this 1516-nucleotide messenger RNA. RefSeq names its product GID complex subunit 8 homolog b (S. cerevisiae) (gene gid8b). Bases 42 to 731 code for a protein of 229 amino acids. Gene Ontology annotation, molecular function: protein binding. The record is from RefSeq and is a predicted model, not a curated record. The transcript is spliced from 5 exons. NCBI's taxonomy places the organism in Eukaryota, Metazoa, Chordata, Actinopteri, Gonorynchiformes, Chanidae.